AUGCCCACACCUUUCACGUUCAUACACCUUGCUCAUAACAACCUGCCCACACCAUUCACGUUCACACACCUUGCUCAUAAUACCCUGCCCACACCAUUCACGCUAACGCACCUGGAUCAUACCACCGUGCCCACACCUUUCACGUUCAUACACCUUGCUCAUAACACCCUGCCCACACCAUUCACGUUCACACACCUUGCUCAUAACACCCUGCCCACACCAUUCACGUCCUCACACCUUGCUCAUAACAACCUGCCCACACCAUUAACGUUCACACAUCUUGCUCAUGACACCCAGCCCACACCAUUCACGUUCACACACCUUGCUCAUAACACCCUGCCCACACCAUACACGCUCCCGCACCUUGCUAAAAACACCCUGCCAACAACAUUCACGUUCACACACAUUGCUCAUAACACUCUGCCCUCACCAUUCACUAUCACACACCUUGCUCAUAACCCCCUGCCCACACCAUUCACUCCAACGCACCUUGCUCACAACACCCUGCCCACACCAUUUACAUUCGAACACCUUGCACAUAACACCCUGCCAACACCAUUCACGUUCACACACCUUGCUCAAAACACCCUGCCUACACCAUUCACGUUCACACACCUUGCUCAUAACACCCUGCCCACACCUUUCACGUUCACACACCUUGCUCAUAACACCCUGCCCACACCAUUCACGUUCACACACCUUGCUCAUAACACCCUGCCCACACCGUUCACGUUCUCACAACUAGCUCAAAACACCCUGCCCACACCAUUCACGUUCACACACCUUCCUCAUAACACCCUGCCCACACCAUUCACGUUAACAAACCUAGGUCACAACACCCUGCUCACACCAUUCACGUUCACACACCUUGCUCAUCACACCCUGCCCACACCAUUCACGUUCAAUCACCUUGCCAGUCACAACAACCUGCUCACACCAUUCACGUUCACACACCUUGCUCUACACACCCUGCCCACACCAUUCACGUUCAAUCACCUUGCUAAUAACACCCUGCCCACACCAUUCACGUUCACACACCUAGCUCAUAAGACCCUGCCCACACCAUUCACGUUCAAACACCUUGCUCACAACACCCUGUCUACACCAUUCACGUUCACACACCUAGCUCAAAACACCCUGCCCACACCAUUCAAGUUCACACACCUUCCUCAUAACACCCUGCCCACACCGUUCACGUUCACACACCUUGCUCAAAACACCCUGCCCACAACAUUCACGUUCACACACCUUACUCAUAACACCAUGCCAACACCAUUCACGUUCACACACCUUGCUCAUAAUACCCUGCCCACACCAUUCACGCUAACGCACCUGGAUCAUACCACCGUGCCCACACCUUUCACGUUCACACACCUUGCUUAUAACACCCUGCCCACACCAUCCACGUUCACACACCUUGCUCAUAACACCCUGCACACACCAUUCACGUCCUCACACCUUGCUCAUAACAACCUGUCCACACCAUUAACGUUCACACAUCUUGCUCAUGACACCCAGCCCACACCAUUCACGUUCACACACCUUGCUCAUAACACCCUGCCCACACCAUUCACGUUCACACACCUUGCUCAUAACACCCUGCCCACACCAUACACGCUCCCGCACCUUGCUAAAAACACCCUGCCAACAACAUUCACGUUCACACACAUUGCUCAUAACACUCUGCCCUCACCAUUCACUAUCACACACCUUGCUCAUAACCCCCUGCCCACACCAUUCACUCCAACGCACCUUGCUCACAACACCCUGCCCACACCAUUUACAUUCGAACACCUUGCACAUAACACCCUGCCAACACCAUUCACGUUCACACACCUUGCCCAAAACACCCUGCCUACACCAUUCACGUUCACACACCUUGCUCAUAACACCCUGCCCACACCUUUCACGUUCACACACCUUGCUCAUAACACCCUGCCCACACCAUUCACGUUCACACACCUUGCUCAUAACACCCUGCCCACACCGUUCACGUUCUCACAACUAGCUCAAAACACCCUGCCCACACCAUUCACGUUCACACAUCUUCCUCAUAACACCCUGCCCACACCAUUCACGUUAACAAACCUAGGUCACAACACCCUGCUCACACCAUUCACGUUCACACACCUUGCUCAUCACACCCUGCCCACACCAUUCACGUUCAAUCACCUUGCCAGUCACAACACCCUGCUCACACCAUUCACGUUCACACACCUUGCUCAUCACACCCUGCCCACACCAUUCACGUUCAAUCACCUUGCUAAUACAACCCUGCCCACACCAUUCACGUUCACACACCUUGCUCAUAACACCCUGCCCACACCAUUCACGUUCAAACACCUUGCUCACAACACCCUGUCUAAACCAUUCACGUUCACACACCUACCUCAUAACACCCUGCCCACCCCAUUCACGUUCACACAACUUGCUCAUAACAACCUGCCCACACCAUUCACGUUCACACACCUUGCUCAUAACACCCUGCCCACACCUUUCACGUUCACACACCUUGCUCAUAACACCCUGCCCACACCAUUAACGUUCACAUACCUUGCUAAUAACACCCUGCCCACACCAUUCACGUUAACAAACCUAGGUCACAACACCUUGCUCACACCAUUCACGUUCACACACCUUGCUCAUCACACCCUGCCCACACCAUUCACGUUCAAUCACCUUGCUAAUACAACCCUGCCCACACCAUUCACGUUCACACACCUUGCUCAUAACACCCUGCCCACACCAUUCACGUUCAAACACCUUGCUCACAACACCCUGUCUAAACCAUUCACGUUCACACACCUUCCUCAUAACACCCUGCCCACCCCAUUCACGUUCACACAACUCGCUCAUAACAACCUGCCCACACCAUUAACGUUCACACAUCUUGCUCAUGACAUCCAGCCCACACCAUUCACGUUCACACACCUUGCUCAGAACACCCUGCCCACACCAUAA
This is a messenger RNA of Sycon ciliatum, 2961 nucleotides long. Its product is annotated as mucin-2-like. The transcript has 3 exons. The record is from RefSeq and is a predicted model, not a curated record. NCBI's taxonomy places the organism in Eukaryota, Metazoa, Porifera, Calcarea, Leucosolenida, Sycettidae. The coding region runs from base 1 to 2961 and encodes 986 amino acids.